Stylophora pistillata is the source of this 2515-nucleotide messenger RNA. RefSeq names its product ATP-dependent DNA helicase Q1-like. The record is from RefSeq and is a predicted model, not a curated record. Lineage: Eukaryota; Metazoa; Cnidaria; Anthozoa; Scleractinia; Pocilloporidae. Gene Ontology annotation, cellular component: cytoplasm; chromosome. Gene Ontology annotation, molecular function: nucleic acid binding; 3'-5' DNA helicase activity; four-way junction helicase activity. Gene Ontology annotation, biological process: double-strand break repair via homologous recombination.
AUCGACUCCGCAUUCUCUUCAGAGGCGUAUGACUUUUCUUUCGUUUGCGUUUCGAAGUGGAUGCAUUCUGCCUUGAUUCCUAAUUCCUUGAGACACGGUCAUCAAGGCCAGGCGCGAAAAAGUUGAGCCCUGGUUGGAAAUAUUUAAAGAUUCAGCGAAUUUGUAAACAAAUCCAUUAUGGCGGACGAGUUGCAACUCUGUGAAAUCGAUUAAAAUUUUUCGUUUCUCCCCUUGUUUUAGGGUAGUUUUUGCUUUUAUAUCUUGUUAUGGAACUACCCAAACAACUGGACGAAAUUGAUGAAGAACUCAAGCAAAUUGAGACACAAAUCAAAAGUUUGCUGGAAAGGCAGCAAUUUCUCCAGUCUCAAAAGGACUUGAUUCAAUCCCAAAUUUGCAGUCAGCUUGUCCCACAGGAACCUGGUGGUUCAAAGAAAAAGGAAAGUAGUAUAGAAUGGUCAGCAAAGAACUUCGCUUGGUCAGAAAAUGUGGAAGCUGCUCGCAAGGAUAUUUUUAAGAUCCAAUCUUUCCGUCCUCUACAAUUGUAAUGCAUAAACGCAACAAUGUCGGGUUCGGAUUGUAUUUUGAUAAUGCCCACCGGUGGAGGGAAAAGCUUAUGCUUUCAGUUGCCAGCUGUGAUUUCAAAGGGGAUCACUCUGGUUAUUUCGCCGCUGAUUUCGUUAAUGGAGGAUCAGCUUAUGGCUCUAAAGGAACUGAACAUUGACAGUACGUUUCUGAACGCUACGUGCUCUAAAGAGGAGGUUAACGCGGUGCACCACGCCAUGGUCGAUAAGAAAUCCGGUUUGAAGUUAUUGUAUGUAACACCAGAAAAGAUUGCUAAAAGCAAGAGGUUCAUGGCUAAGCUAGAGAAAACACAUGAAGGUAGCAGACUAUCACGAAUUGUAAUUGAUGAAGUUCAUUGCACUAGUCAGUGGGGCCAUGACUUCCGUCCUGACUAUAAAAUCCUUGGAAUUCUGAAGCGUCAGUUCCCUGGGGUUCCAAUUCUGGGUCUCACAGCAACUGCAACAUCAAGAGUUGUUGAUGAUGUGAAGAAGAUUCUUGGCCUUCAGCACAACUGUGUAUUCUUCAAAGCCUCUUUCAACAGACCCAACCUAUUCUAUAAGGUGCUGCAUAAACCCUCGAAGCAUGAUGAGUGUAUGGAUGAGAUUAAGAAGCUACUGACACAGACAUUUCCAGGGCAAUCAGGUAUUGUGUAUUGUUUCUCCCGAAAGGACUCAGUAACCAUAGCCUCAAGUCUGAAGUCGCGUGGUAUAAAGGCAGCAUGUUACCAUGGUGAUCUUGACAGCCAGUCUCGUAGUCAAGUGCACAGGGCGUGGACAAGCAAUGCGAUACAAGUUGUGGUAGCUACAGUAGCUUUUGGAAUGGGAAUUGAUAAGCCUGAUGUCCGGUUUGUUAUACAUCACUCCCUUAGCAAAUCCAUGGAGAACUUUUAUCAAGAAAGCGGACGGGCAGGGAGGGAUGACAGAGAGUCUCACUGUAUUUUGUUCUAUCGUCCCUUUGACGUGUUCCAACAAAGCACAAUGGUCUUCACGGAGCAAACAGGUUUGGAGAAUCUCUAUGGAAUGUUGGCUUACUGUCAAGAACAAAAAGUUUGCAGGCGCUCUCUUAUUGGACGUCAUUUCGGCGAGUCCUGGAACCCAGUUGAUUGCCACGAAAUGUGCGACAACUGUAAAAAGACUGGGGACCAAACAGACGGGUCAUAUUCAUUUGAAGCCCGCGACAUUACAAACCACUGUCAAGAUAUUCUCAAAAUUCUCCAGCAAGCAGUUUCUCUUUCGGAACGUGUCACUCCUGUAAAACUCGUAGACGCCUGGAACGGGAAAGGACAGGCGAGUCUGCGCGUGCGGGAAGUCAAGUCCCCGGAUCUUUCGCGAGAAGACUGUGAACGAGUGAUAGUUCAUUUGCUGCUGGAGGGCGUGUUGCGAGAAGAUUUUCAUUUCACCCCAUAUUCAACUAUUAGCUACGUGCUACCUGGAUCCAAGGCGAGAGUCGUGCAAUCAGGAGCCAAAAGGAUAUUCAUGAACCUCAGGACGAAUUCUUGUCAGAAAAAGAUUAGGAAGAAGUCGCGCAAGCGUACACUGAAUUCCUCAGAUCUGGAUGGAAAGAAUAGCACAGUUGGUGAGAAAAAUGCGACUGAUCCUCCUGACGUUAAGAGUAUCACAAAGACAAUCCACAAUUCAUCGAACAUCAUAGAUUACUGCAAUGGUAAUGACUUUGCCAGGAGUGUUAAACGCACAAAGCUUUCCUCACGAGCUCGCCUGGUUGAGUCAGGUGAUGACGAUGAAAUCAUUUGUCUGGAUUAAGAUCGUGACAGGUUAUUCCAGUAUUCCACCAUCCCCAAGUCUUCUGUCGCAACAGGUCCCAGACGAAAUUGAAUGACUGUUCUCUGUCAAGGUUACACCUAAUCCCUCAGUUGCAAGGGACUUAUCUCAUUUUAUCGGGUCAAUGCGUCGGUACGUCCUCUCGUUCAAAAUUGAAUCCAUCAGUGAUAACAACG